GCGAAGGAGACAGUGCGCCUACCUGCGCCGUGGAUUCAUCUCGUCUGGCUUCCGUCAACGCGGUCUCGCUUGUCCGGACACUUGCAAUAUAUAUAUAUAUAUCUGAAGAAGUGUGUUCCAUCCACGGUAUUUCGCUCCGAAACCCCGCUGUCGUCGGCGAUGCAUUUCGGCCACAACAACAACAAGGAGGCGGUGAGUCGGUGCACGAUGAGCGGAGACGAGGGAGGCUGCGGUCUGAAAAGCACGCUCUGAAUAUUCUUCAAACAAACUCCCUUUUCUGAUUUUUUUUCCCCCCAAAAAAUGUCAGCAGUGAAGAUUUAGGAGUACUUUCGUGCCGUUGUUCGCCCGGGACUAUUUUUUUUUUGGAAGGAGGAUAGCGCACAGCAGCGUGCACGUUAUGCAGACAUGGAGCGUGAAGAUGCGGAUUACGGAGGAAUCCCCGCCGCUUGUUUAUUAGUCCGCACGGUUCCAGCGCCUUCGUCUACACCGGGCUUGUGAAGAGUGGAGCAUGUGGACAUUUUUAUCCGAGGUUGGGUGUUAAAAGCGCGGCUUUUCGGCGAGCUAACCGCGCUAGCUUGUGUGUGCUAGCCAUUAGCCUCAUUAGCUAACGGCUACAAGGCGCUGGCCGAACAUUUUUAAAGGCAUCUUUUUUUUUUUCUUUUUUUUUUUACCCCAACAAAGGGAGAGGAAAAAAAACCCUGUUUCAACGGACCACGGCCGUGUUUGUUCACAGGCGUCGGGAGGAUUUAACUCCCCCAGGAAUGUGGGCUCCGAUGGAAGGAAGGAGCCGCUUGACCUUGUUUUGGGGUCUGAUGCUGGCGGGGGCGUGCUGCCUCCGGCCCGCCGCCGCAGAGAUUUGCGGCCCGGGCAUCGACAUCGGCAAUGACAUCAACGAAUUUCGGAGUUUGGAGAACUGCACUGUCGUGGAGGGCUACUUGCAGAUUCUCCUCAUCACCGAAAAGAACAACAACCUGGAUGUCUUGCGCUCCCUCACCUUCCCCAAGCUGACCAUGAUCACCGACUACCUGCUCCUCUUCCGGGUGUCCGGCCUGUACAGUCUGAGCACGCUGUUCCCCAACCUCACGGUGAUCCGCGGCCGCAACCUCUUCUAUAACUACGCCCUGGUCAUCUUCGAGAACAUCAGCCUGAAGGACAUCGGCCUGUACAACCUGCGGAACAUCACCCGAGGCGCCAUCCGUAUCGAGAAGAACCCAGAACUGUGCUACCUGGACUCCAUCGACUGGUCGCUCAUCAUGGACGCCGAGUUCAACAACUUCAUCGCCGAAAACAAGCAGUCCAAGGAGUGCAGCGACGUGUGUCCGGGCAUCAUGGAGAACAACCCGCAGUGCAGGAAGACCAUGUUCAAAAACAACUACAACUACCGCUGCUGGAACUCCAACCACUGCCAGAAAGAGUGCCCGGUGAAGUGUGAGCGGCGGGCGUGCACGACGGGGGGCGAGUGCUGCCACCCUCAGUGCCUGGGCAGCUGCAGCGUCCCGGGAGACGACACAGCCUGCGCCACGUGCGUGCACUACUACCACCAGGGCCGCUGUGUUGCCGACUGCCCCGCCGGCACCUACAAGUUUGAGGGCUGGCGUUGCAUCAGCGCCGAGCUCUGCUCCAAGGUCCACCUGCCCGACUACGACAGCUUCGUCAUCCAUGAGGGAGAGUGCAUGACCGAGUGUCCCUCUGGGUACACGCGGCCCUCGCUCGACAGCAUGUCCUGCACAGCCUGCGACGGCCUGUGCGAUAAAGUGUGCGAGGAGAAGGUCAUCGACUCCAUGGACGCCGCUCAGUCCCUGAAAGGCUGCACGGUUAUCAAAGGCAACCUGCAUAUCAACAUCCGCAGAGGCCACAACAUGGUGGCAGAGCUGGAGAGUUUCACAGGUUUGAUCCAGAGAGUGACGGGCUACGUGAAGAUCGGACACUCGCACACUCUCAGCUCGCUGGCCUUCCUCCGCAGCCUACGAUACAUCGAUGGCGAGGAACUUCUAGAUGACAUGUACGCCUUCUCCGCCUUCGACAACCAGCAGCUCCAGUAUCUGUGGGACUGGAAGCAGCACAACCUCACCAUCAAGACCGGGAAGCUCUUCUUCCGCGCCAACCCCAAGCUGUGCGUGUCCGAGAUCCAGAAGAUGUGGGAGAAGACGGGCAUCCGGGAGCGCUUCGACGAGAGCGAUUACCGCAACAACGGCGACCGAGCCAGCUGCGAGAGCACCAUCCUGCAGUUCAAGUCCAACCUGACCAGCAGCACCAGGAUCAAGCUGACCUGGCAGCGCUACCGCCCUCGAGACUACAGAGACCUCAUCAGUUUCAUCCUCUACUACAAAGAGGCGCCUUACCAGAACAUCACCGAGUUCGAGGGCCAGGACGGCUGCGGCUCCAACAGCUGGAACAUGGUGGACGUGGAGCUGCACCAGGACAGGGACUCGGACCCCGGCGUGCUGCUGUCCGGCCUGAAGCCGUGGACGCAGUACGCCGUGUUCGUCAAGGCCAUCACGCUCAUGGUAGAUGACAAGCAGGUGCCCAGCGCCAAGAGCAAGGUGGUCUACAUCCGCACCAGCCCCUCAGCACCCUCCAUGCCUCAGGACGUGCGAGCCUACUCUAACUCCUCCACCCAGCUGGUGGUGCGCUGGAUGCCCCCUCUCUCCCCCAACGGCAACCAAACCUACUACCUGGUCCGCUGGCAGCAGCAGGCCGAAGACCGAGAACUGUACCAGCACAACUACUGCUCCAAAGAGCUGAAGAUCCCUGUAAGGAUUGCAGCUGUCGGCGUGGGAGACCAGGAGGAAGACACCAAACCCACAAAGUUGGACACCGAAGGCGCAGAUAAAGGCCACUGCUGCCCUUGCCCAAUGUCAGUGGAAGACCAGGAAGCUGAGGCCGCGGAUGCCUCCUACCGGAAAGUCUUUGAGAACUUCUUGCACAACUCUAUCUUCACACCAAGGCCACCGGAUCGUCGCCGCCGAGAUCUGUUCAGCAUCGCCAACGCCACCCACUCUCGCCGGCACCGGCCGCACGGCAACAGCAGCACCACUCCUCCCCUGCAGGCCGCGGUCAACGGCAGCGGCGUCGAGUCGGACCGGACGGAGCGCGAGUUCGAGUUCCUGGAGCGCGCGGUGACCGAGCGCGAGCUGCAGAUUUUCGGCCUGCAGCCGUUCACCGUUUACCGCAUCGACGUCCACGCCUGCAACAGCCAGGUGCAGCGCUGCAGCGCCGCUGAGUUUGUCUUUUCCAGAACCAAGCCUGCAGAAAAGGCAGAUGACAUUCCAGGCGCGGUGACCUGGGAGGGCCACGAGGACUUUGUGUUCCUGCGCUGGCCGGAACCGUCUCACCCCAACGGCCUCACCCUCAUGUACGAGAUCAAGUUCAAACUGGGUUCUGAGACUGAGAAGCACGAGUGCGUUUCGGGUCAAAUGUACCAAGGCCAGCGGGGUGUCCGUCUGUCCAACCUGAGUCCAGGAAACUACUCGGUGAGGGUGCGAGCUACGUCGCUGGCCGGUAACGGAUCCUGGACACACCCGGUGGAUGUCUACGUGGCAGAACGAUAUGAAAAAGUCCUCUAUGCUUUCAUAUUGGCCCCCAUCACCUUCAUCCUGCUUAUCUGCCUGGGGGUCGGAGCUCUCUUCGCCUUGAACAGGAAAAGAAACAGCGAUCGGCUUGGAAACGGUGUGCUGUAUGCGUCCGUCAACCCUGAAUACUUCAGUGCGGCUGAAAUGUAUGUGCCCGACGAGUGGGAGGUGGCGCGGGAGAAGAUCGUCCUCAACCGCGAGCUCGGCCAAGGCUCUUUCGGCAUGGUCUACGAGGGCCUGGCCAAAGGUGUGGUCAAAGACGAACCGGAGACCCGCGUGGCCAUUAAGACGGUCAACGAGUCAGCGAGCAUGAGGGAGCGCAUCGAGUUCCUCAACGAGGCCUCCGUCAUGAAGGAGUUCAACUGUCACCAUGUGGUUCGCCUUUUGGGAGUGGUGUCCCAGGGCCAGCCCACUCUUGUCAUCAUGGAGCUGAUGACCCGAGGAGAUCUCAAGAGCUACUUGCGCUCCCUCCGACCUAAAGAGCAACAGUGGUCCAGUUUGUCCCUGCCGCCCCUGAAGAAAAUGCUCCAGAUGGCGGGCCAGAUUGCAGACGGCAUGGCGUACCUCAACGCCAACAAGUUUGUGCACAGAGAUCUGGCGGCCCGCAACUGCAUGGUGGCCGAGGACUUUACCGUCAAGAUAGGAGACUUCGGCAUGACCCGAGACAUCUACGAGACCGAUUACUACCGCAAAGGUGGGAAGGGUUUGCUACCCGUCCGAUGGAUGUCACCCGAGUCUCUGAAGGACGGCGUGUUCACCACUAACUCCGACGUCUGGUCGUUCGGGGUGGUGUUGUGGGAGAUAGCCACGCUGGCUGAGCAGCCCUACCAGGGGCUGUCCAACGAGCAGGUGCUCCGUUUCGUCAUGGAAGGAGGCCUGCUGGAGAAGCCGCAAAACUGUCCUGAUCUGCUGUUCGAGCUGAUGCGGAUGUGCUGGCAGUACAACCCCAAGAUGCGACCGUCCUUCGUGGAGAUCAUAAGCAGCAUCAAGGACGAGCUGGAGCCCUCUUUCGCCGAGGUCAGUUUCUUCUUCAGCGCCGACAACAAGCCGGCCGACGCCCCCCCGCCGCCGCACAUGGAGGAGGUCCCCUUGGACACGCCCUCUUCCGCACAACCGCAGCAGGCGCCGGGCACGCUGCCGACGCCGCCCUCCCCGAGCUCGCAGCCUCAACCCGGGCCCUCGCUAGCCCCCGGCUCGCCCUCUUCCACGCCCUGCACGUCGGCAGGCGUCACGGACAAGGAGCCCUCCGGACACCAGCCGGCCAAUGGCCUCUCGGCGACGGCGGCGGCAGCGGCGGGGCCACCCAACGGGACGGGCUCCGUAAUCACCAUGCAACAAUCUCUGGACGAACUGCCGGCGUACGCUCACAUGAACGGGGGGCGUAAAAACGAGCGCACCAUGCCCCUUCCUCAGUCAUCCGCCUGCUGAUUGGACGUCACCGGACUGCAAAAGGGUAUUAUUUUUUUCCUUUUUUUUUUUUAAAGAUGGGUGAAGCUUCCUGGAGAGGAGCAAAGACUCAUGGGAAGGAAAAACCAGUCAAGUGGUCCAUGUUUUUUCUGCUGUAACUUCCACACAUUUUCAUUUCCACCAGCCGCUGUCAAGAUGCAACACUGCCCCCUGCUGCUGAGUCGUAAAACGAGGGACGUCGCCUGCAAAGCUUUGUUACUUUUUUUUUUUAAACUGUAGAAAAAAAAGAAUGAAGCAUUUAUAAAAGACCAUUUCGGGCGGGCAUUACGUCACAAACGGAAAAGAAGCACUUAAAGAAGUCCGCCAAGCAGAGGGAAGUUUUUUCGUUUUUGGAAUAUUCUUCGCUCUGCUCUACAUUUUUUUCCACAGCUACUUUCUACAUAAAACAAACAAAAACAAAAAAAUCAAAAAUCAACUUUAUCUGAGCCACAACUCGUCACAAAGUGCUGUUUUUUCGUGGUUUCACCGCCAAUUCAAGCAGGAGUAGAAGAAAAAGAACUGAAGAGGACCGAGCGAGCAGCCGGGCGUCAUUGUUGUAAUUAUUAUUAUUUUUUAGAUCAUACAUUUACAACAUCUCCGCAAGCAAGCAAGAGCAUUUACGCCAAUUGUUUGUCACUUUUUCUACCUUUUUAUACGGUCGGAGAUCUUGUACAGAAGAAGAAGAAAAAAGCUGCUAUUCCUUAUUAUUUCUCUCGUGGUUGUAAUAUAGAGGAUUUAUCUAUACAAAUAUAUAUAUAUAUAAAUAUAUAUAUAAAUAUGAAGAGACCUUCAGGUUGAAUCUAAGAGUGUUUUCACUGCAGUUUCCUAUUAUUUUUGUUAUUAUUUUUGACGACCAUAAUUGUUGACUGAGCUGGUUUCAAAGAGGUACGUACGGCCCGCCGGUUGUUUAUAAAUCCGAUAACUCCCCAUAACACCAUAUAGUAACGUCAGAUGCCCCCCCCUAAUUAAAUCUCAGGUCAAAAGUGGGAAAGUUGCAUGGUUAUUUAUUAUUCAAUUUGUAUUUAGUUAUGCGCAACUGUCGGAUUGUUAAUUGUCGUCGACAUUAUUCAUGUUAAAUAUAUCUUUGAUUGCAAUUUGUUGAUAAUAAUACCUAGCUUUAAUUCACCCGGCCCUUCAAUCAAACAACACACCAUUUAUUGGUGAAUCGUCCUCAAAAACCGAUCACCGCAAUACAUUUUUCAGACGGUACCGCUACGUCUUUCCGUCAAUGCUCGUUUUUGUAGCGCUAAAAAACCCAACUUUGUGAACACACUACAUUUCAAAGCGACCCUUCCAAGUCGCAGAUUGCUACAGCUGACACUAAACGCGAAAGUGGCUAUUAUCUGGCAGGUCAAAAACUGGGGAAUAUUAGCGCUGCGGGAAAAAAAAAAAAGCACUAUUUUCUUUACGGAGUAUGGUACAUAUUGCUAAUCAUCCCGCUAACUGACUCUGUGUUGUUUUUGCGACGUUAUGACUUCGAACAAUUGUUGAGAAUUUAUUUAUUUAUAUGUCUACCCCCGUCACACCUGAAGACGUUUACUGACAAAAUGUGGUUUUGCCUGAAAAAAAAAAAAAUCCACAUUUGGACUACCCAGACCAGUUUUGCGGUUAUUUAUGUUAGUUGUUUUUGUCAUAAAGUGUAAAUCACUGUACAAAAUACCCUAAUGAGGUUUUUUUUUAGGUACAUUUAUGAUGUGUUGUUUUUUUUUUGCUACUUUGGGAAGGGAAGGUUUGUGCUUUUUUUUUUUGUUCGACCAGCCAUCUACCUCAUUGUUUUUUUUUUCUUUGUUUUUGUUAUGAUGCGUACUGGAUUUCAAAACAUUUUUGUUUAAUGAGGAGCUUUAGAGGGCCGACGUCAAACCGCCAAGCAAAUCCAUCCUACUCCAAGCACAGAAACAUGGGAUUGUAUUUCAUAAUCUACCCAUUUGUUUGAUUCUUUACUCUUCCAAGUAAUCCGCUUGACCGCUUCUGACAAUUUUUGCGAAAUUGUGAAAAUUCUAAGUUUGAAAAGUAAUGUAAUUGAAGUUUGGAAUCAAUAUGAGGAACUAUUGGGGAAGGAAGAAAAACUUGGAACUAUGGCAUCAAGCAAUUUUUUGUUUUACAGGGCAAAAAAGUCAUUUUAAGAUUAAAAAAACUUAGAUAUGACAAGAAUAAAGUCCUAAUUUGAUCAUCUGAACGUCGCAAAAAAUACACCGCUUUAUUUGCGUACUCUAUAAAACCUUUUUGUCAAUCAGUGUUUAUUCACAUUUCGUUAUUUUCUGACUUUUUUAUUAUAAAAAAACAUCUCCCCCGAAAUCAUUCAGCCUGUUAUGUAACAUUAAACCUUCAUAACGACACUGUUAUUCAUGUAACGUUACAAAUUUUCUUUUCGUAACAGGUUUUUUUUUUUUUUUUUUUUUUACACUUUUUCUUGUAACAUAUGAAGACAUGGUCUUCACAGCAACAUUACUGUCUCUCUAACGUUUAUCUUAAUAUUUGAAUGACUUUUUCUUGUAUCAUUAGGGCUUUCUCUUUUUCCCAGUAACUUAAAAAUGACUUAUUUCUAAUACGGCAACUUGUUUCUUAAAAUGUCGAUUUCAUAUGAUAAAUUCCCUGUAAUAUUCCAAUAUUAUUCUUGUGGAUUUCUUUCUGGUGAUAUUUCCGCUUGAUACUUUUUCACUUGAUAUUACGACUUUAUUAUAGUAAUAUUGAGACUUUUUCUUGUACCAUUACCACUUAUUUCCCAUAAAAAUACGACUUUAUUCACAAAAUAAGCAUUUUUUUCACUCAAUAUUUCAACUUUAUUCUUUUAUAAAUAACAUGAACUAAUCCUAAAAGAUCUGGAAUUUUUCUUUCUUCCAAUAUUGCGACUUUAUCCCUGAAACAUCACCAUUUUAUUUCUUAUAUUCCAACU
Messenger RNA from Nerophis lumbriciformis (worm pipefish), 7911 nucleotides. RefSeq names its product insulin-like growth factor 1 receptor. Gene Ontology annotation, cellular component: axon; plasma membrane; insulin receptor complex. Lineage: Eukaryota; Metazoa; Chordata; Actinopteri; Syngnathiformes; Syngnathidae. Gene Ontology annotation, molecular function: ATP binding; insulin receptor substrate binding; insulin receptor activity. Gene Ontology annotation, biological process: positive regulation of MAPK cascade; glucose homeostasis; positive regulation of kinase activity. The record is from RefSeq and is a predicted model, not a curated record.